Molecule: messenger RNA, 1248 nt
Organism: Diaporthe amygdali
Lineage: Eukaryota; Fungi; Ascomycota; Sordariomycetes; Diaporthales; Diaporthaceae
Product: branched-chain-amino-acid aminotransferase
Exons: 2
Coding region: 1-1248 (415 amino acids)
Biological process (GO): L-valine biosynthetic process; L-leucine biosynthetic process
Cellular component (GO): mitochondrion
Molecular function (GO): branched-chain-amino-acid:2-oxoglutarate transaminase activity
Source: RefSeq, a predicted model, not a curated record
AUGGCUCCCGGCUUGAUCACUCCCACCACCUCCGCAUCGGAUGUGGACCUCACCUCCAAGGCCAUCGAACACAAACUGGAGAAGAUCAAUGGCACCAGCACGGACGCACCCUCCAAGCUGGCCGAGUUGGACGCCUCCAAGCUCACAUACACCCUCACCAAGAACCCACGCCCCGUCCCGGACGAGGUAACAGCCACCAGUGGCAACGAGACGAUAUGCUCAGACCACAUGAUCACCGUGGGGUGGUCCGCCUCCCACGGCUGGGCCGCCCCUGAGCUCAAGCCCUACGGGCCCCUAAGCCUGAUGCCCACGGCCUCGGUCCUGCACUACGCCACCGAGUGCUUCGAGGGCCUCAAGGCGUACCGGGGCUUCGACGGCAAGCUGAGGCUGUUCCGGCCGGACUGCAACGCCAAGCGCCUCCUCAUGUCCAGCCUCCGCAUCAGCCUCCCGGGCUUCGCGCCCGCCGAGCUCGAGCGCCUCGUCGUGGCGCUGAUGGAGGUCGACGGGCCCAAGUGGCUGCCCCGCGACCGCCCCGGCAGCUUCCUUUACAUCCGCCCCGCCCUGAUCGGCACGCACCAGCAGCUGGGCGUGCAGGCGCCCAGGGAGGCCCUGCUGUUCAUCACCGUGUCCUUCAUGCCCCGCAUGGACGCGCCGCAGGGCGGCAUGAAGCUGCACACCAGCCCGGAGGAUAUGGUGCGCGCCUGGGUCGGCGGGUUCGGAUACGCAAAGGUGGGCGCCAACUAUGGGCCCAGCCUGCUUGCCACCCAGGAGGCACGAAACAGAGGUUUCGGACAGAUCCUCUGGUUGUAUGGCCCCGAGGGCUACUGUACCGAGGCGGGCGCGUCGAACUUCUUCGUCGUGUGGAAGUGCAAGGAGACCGGCAGGACGCAGCUUGUCACGGCGCCGCUGGACGACAGACUCAUCCUCGACGGCGUCACCAGGAGGAGCAUCGUGCAGCUUGUACGGGAGAGGUUGGGCGAUGAGGUGGACGUCGUGGAGAGGAAGUACACAAUCGAUGAGGUUCUUGAGGCUGAAAGGGAAGGGCGAAUGGUCGAGUCAUUCGCGGCUGGCACGGCUUUCUUCGUCUGCCCUGUUUCUAUGAUUCACCACAGAGGAAAGGAAGUUACUUUCGACAUGGGCAACGGCGAGGGAGCAAAGUAUACCCAGAUCAUUAAGAAGUGGAUGAAAGAUAUCAUGUAUGGCGGUGAUGACCACGCAUGGGGCGUCGUUGUGCAAGAGCAGGCAUAA